This is a messenger RNA of Paraglomus brasilianum, 321 nucleotides long. The record is from the annotation of a GenBank genome assembly. Lineage: Eukaryota; Fungi; Glomeromycota; Glomeromycetes; Paraglomerales; Paraglomeraceae.
AUGUCUAUUGUAUUAUUUGAAGAUCAAUUCAUUCAUAUUGUAUCUAUAUCCUUUACAUCUCUGAUCUUUAACGAAUUGUUAAUGGUUGCUUUGGAGAUACAUACUUGGCAUGCGUACAUGAUUCUCUCGGAGAUUGUGACACUAGCAAUAUAUUGCAUCUCAAUGGUGUUCCUUCCAACUUACUUUGACAUGACCUUCAUCUUAACGUUGACAUUUGUGUGGAAAGUAGCUGUGAUAACAGCUGUCAGCAGUUUACCACUUUACAUCGUCAAGUAUCUGAAGCGACGGUAUGCGCCGCCGAGCUACACCAAAUUAACUUAA